AGCGCGAACGAAAAGAGAAAAAUGAAAGACUGAAGAAAGCGACAACGUCACAUUCAUCGAAACGCUUGAGGUAACUCGAGUCACAUACGCAACGAAAAUUUCUUCUUCUCUCUCUUUUUUUUCUCUGUUGUGUGUGCUAAACAUGCACACAUAUACUGCUAUAUUAUUUCAAUUGAAAAGUAUUUUUCAUACGCAUCACAAGCUCAGUGGAAUAAUGUUGGGGUUUUAAGUUGAACAGAAGCAGCAAGAAAAAAAAACACAAAAUUUCCAAUGAAAUUUCUAUCAAGUGACUUUAGAUAUAUCAAUGACAGUGAUUUUUUAAAUUCAUUGCAAUUUGCGUGCUGAGUGGAGAAAAAAAAAGAAAACAAAUAAAAUCAGUUCGCGAUCACAGAUUUUUUGCUGGGAAAAAUUUGCCGUAAUUAUUUCAUUUUGGCGAACUAAAUGUGUUUUAUUGCGAUUACGAGCUACGAUAUAUCCCAUGAACAUCAGAAAGAUGACAAUUUUUAAACGAAAAACCAUUGGUCUUUGGAUCACAUUUUCUCUUCACAUCAUUUUAUUCACAAUUUUUACCGAUGCUAUUGAACGAAAGGUGAUCUGCAAGAAAUCGAAUAAAGAUCCGAAAAUCAAUGAUAUCAAUUACGAAUUCCAUGCGAGUUCACCGAAUGAAAAUUGUGACGAGGAUGUGACGGAUCAUAUAUUUCCGACAUCCACAUUGAGAGGCAGUAUAAAUGACUAUGAGUCGAUACAUGUGAUUGGAACGAGUCUUUUAAAAGAUUUUGAUGGAUUAUCAUCAACGAGACGACCGCGAUCAGAAGACUCGGACGAAAUAGUACCAACAAGCAUAUUAAAAUUCGAUCCACAGCAUCCAACAAACACUGAUGUGGCCGAACAGAGACAGAAUAAUCCGAAUGCGGAUAUUCAAGACAUCAUAACUGGCAUCGUGAAAUUAUUGAAUGGAAAUGUGAAUGUGCAAGCAAAUACGCAAUAUUCGCCACCACCACCAACCCGAAGAUAUGCAACGCGUAUAAAUAAUCGUGGUCCGCCACGUAUUUCCGAACUGCCAAUCAUUCUUCCCGGAAUCGAUGAUAAAUUUAGUAAUAUUCCACAAAAAACGACGCCGUAUCCGAAUGGAAUGAGAAAACCACCAACGGUACCAUAUCCAUUUGACUUGCCACCACCUGAAAAACCACUUCGAAAUGAGCAUCCAAUGUUGCACAAUAAACCGAUGCCAACGAAUCGUCCGCCAUGGCAUGGUUCACGAACCCGACCACCCAUACAAAUUACAAAUACAAAUCGAUUGCAAAUACCCAGUCGCGUAUCACACUUGCCACCACAACCGUCACAAGAUCUCCGACCGCCGACCAUGUCUGUUAAUCCAAUGACUGCAUACAGUACCCGAAUUCCGGAGAUCAAUAAAAUGCCAGAGUUGUUUACAAACGAAAAACCAGCCACAAAUCUGAUGGAACAAAUUGUAACGAAGCCAAGCAAUCAACCGGAACAAAUUCCAAGAGAAACGACAAGAAAACCAGAGAAGAAAACAACCAGAAUCCCAACGACAACUACACCACCAAUCAUCGAGAUUAUGAAAGAAAUGCAGGUAGAGCCUGAGUUGCCAGUGAGCCAUCAAACACCGAUUUCAACACCCAUUUUGGAAAGAUCAACUGAAGCACUAGCGCCAGCACCGGCACCGGCUCCAUUCUCACAUGCAUCACAACCAAAGCCGCAGCCACAACCAACAAUAACCUCAGAAGAAAGCAUGAAAACACCAGAGUUAACUCAACCGUCUAUACUAAAAGCUCCCGAAACUUCGGUAGAAAUCCAAACGACCGAACCAAUCCAGCCUUCGGUUAAGAGUACAAUUUCACCAUCACGAGUGCAAAAACCAAGUUCAUCCAUCGAAUCAACCGAUUUCAAAUCAUUUUAUGCACGACCUGGAAUUGUGCUUGACGAUACCGAUUAUAAGCCUGGCGCACCAGGAACACUGGAACCAUCAACGCAACCAACCUUCCAUCACCACAUCCAUCGAAACACAGGCGUCCAAUCAUCGGCAACACUUUCGAAUAUUUAUGCUGAAAUAUUCGACGUGACACUAUCAGCCAUUCAGGGUCAGCCACAACAUAAUAAAGUCGUCGAUUUGAUUGAAAUUGGAAACACUGAUCCGGGCGCAACGGAUGUGGUAGCAACCAAAUUGUACGGUGCUUAUGGAAAUGAUAUCAUUGUAUCAGCAUCGGAUGAUAAUAGCUUCGUUUCAAUUGAUGGCAAACGAACGUACAUCAAUCUUUUUGGCGAAACGGCCGAAACUGAACAUUUGAAGAAACCAAUGAAAACUCAAAACGAUCAACGAGUUUAUGCAUCGAAAACGGUAACACCAUACGGCGAGAAAACCAAUUCAAUUCCAACGAAUCGAGGAAAACCUAAUCAAGGCCAAACCCAAGCUCAUAAGCCAUUUGUCAAUCACACAACAAGUCCACACACACCAUUCUCCAUGAGAUAUAACUAUCGAACGAAACCACAGCAAAAUGCUGUACGCAUCGAUACAUGCAUCGUUGGUGAUGAUACCACUUGUGACAUUGCACAGAAUGAAGUGUGCAAGACCGACUUUGGCGUUUCAAGUUGCCAUUGCCGACCAGGUUAUUCUCGUCGAAAGUACCGUGAUCCAUGUAGAAGAGUCGUAUCGCUAAUCAUGUCGAUGCGCAUUGACAAAUAUUAUGACAAGCCAAUCGUUUGGGAUAAAGUUUAUGCUGAUUCAAAUAGUGAACAAUUCGAACAUAUGAGCUUUGAAGCUUUACGAGCGGUCGAUUCAGUGAUGUCGAUGACACCAUUUUCGGAUGAUUUCAUAAGCGCACGUGUGCACAAUAUUUAUGCGGGUAAUGCAAGCCAGGGUUCACCUGGUGUGUUUGUCAAUAUGACCAUACAAAUCGAUGGUAAUACGGAAAGUGCUCGAAAUUAUAUCCAAUCGGAUUUGCAAAAGCAAUUGGUUGCUGUAAUUCAUCGUCGCAAUAACAAUAUUGGAAAUUCCGCUUUGUACGUUGACCAGCCGGCCGGUUCAAUAUCGAAUCUUUAUGAUUUUGAUGAAUGUUCAUCGGCCGAAUUGAAUGAUUGUCACGCAAGUGCAAAUUGUUCAAAUAAUUGGGGAUCGUUCUUGUGUAAAUGUGCACCGGGAUUGCGAGAUCCAUGGUCGGAUCAGAUCCAAAGAGCUGGCCGUGAAUGUAUUUCAUGCUCGAACACGUACUGUAAUAAUCGAGGAACUUGUCAAUACGACGAUAGCGGUACGCAAUUGGUGUGCGUUUGUGCAAAUAGUUACUAUGGAAGCCAGUGUGAAAUCGACGGUGAUAUUUUGUUUGUGUCAGUUGGCGCUUCAAUUAUCGCUGUUCUGAUCAUUACACUGACGCUGGUGUGCUUAGUGAUGUGGGGUCGUCGCUGGAAUCAAGAGCAAAAAGAAAUGAUCGGUAGCCCCAUCUUUAAUUAUAUAACACGAGCCAAUUUAGAUACACACAUGAAGACGAUGCAAUCGAAAACAUAUCAAGCAGCACUCGAAGAUCGAAUGCGUUGGGCACAAAUCGCCGAUGUUAUGGCCCAAUCAAAUCAUUAUGCGGUUGAGCCAGUGGCGCCACAACGAGUGCAGCCAGCACCAAUGUACGUGUAUCAAAAUAUGCGACAUCCAAAUACUAGUCUCUCAAUGGCUGGAACACUGCCCGUGCGUAAUCGAGGUUUGAGCGAACUAUCGAUACCAGUUUCAAGAAUGGAUAUUGAUUCAUCGUCGAAGAUGCGAAGACACGAGAAUACAAGCUCAAGUGAAGAAGACGAUUUGGUGGACUUACUAGGCAAUACGUAUCAGAGUCCGACCGGUAUCUAUUAUGACGUGGAUUGUGAAUCAUCCGAUCAACAGCAUGGAACGUCAACAUUGCAAUCAAAUUUAGAAAGCGGUGGACCAUUGUACAGUUUGUCGAAUGCGCCUAGAGUUCCAAUGUCAACAUAUACACCGAAUCCACAUCCUCGCAUGUAUCCACGAAACUAAAUCGCCUCUUCUUUGUCUUCCUAUUAUUAUUAUUUUUUAUACUUUUGGAAAUAGAGCAUCAGUGUGGGCAACGUUAAUGUCUUAAUCUGUUAGGUUCAACACUUCUGAGCGUAUUUAUUUAUUUAUUUUUUUUAUAUUUGUAAAUAUUUCAAAGUAUUUUUUUUGUGUGUGUAAAUCUACGCGGCGCACGUUUAUCCAAUAAGUCUAUCGGCAAAAUAUGAUCGAUCCAUCAAAUGCACUGAUUUAGAAUCUAUUUAUUAUUCGCAUUCAUUUAAUUUUAUAAUUUGUUAUCUAUUUUUGCUGUUGAUUACUAUCACAAUUAACAGCGCCAUAAAAUAAAAACAUAGAAAUUUUUUUUUCCAACGAACAAAACUCAACGAAUAUUGAACUUUAAAAUGAAAGAAAGAUUAUAUUUUCGAAAUUCAUCCUACACAAGUCUAUAGUUAAUUUAAUGUAACAUUAGAAACGUAUGUAAAAAAAAUAAUAACGACUUAAGUAUGAUAAACGAAGGUCAUAAACCGAAA
Messenger RNA from Sitodiplosis mosellana (orange wheat blossom midge), 4542 nucleotides. RefSeq lists its product as uncharacterized. The record is from RefSeq and is a predicted model, not a curated record. The transcript is spliced from 10 exons. The coding region runs from base 479 to 4018 and encodes 1179 amino acids. Gene Ontology annotation, molecular function: calcium ion binding. NCBI's taxonomy places the organism in Eukaryota, Metazoa, Arthropoda, Insecta, Diptera, Cecidomyiidae.